AUGGAACAAAGGAACGUGACUGAGUUUGUGCUCUUAGGACUCACUCAGAACCUCCAGGGUCAGAAAAUAUUAUUUGCUGUGUUCCUGAUGAUCUACAUGGUGACAAUGGCAGGCAAUCUACUCAUUGUCAUCACUGUGGUGCUCAGCCCAGCCUUGGAUUCUCCAAUGUACACCUUUCUUGGCUACUUAUCAUUUAUGGAUGCUGUUUAUUUUAACACAGUUACUCCACAUAUGAUGAUAGAUUUACUCCAUGUAAGGAAAACCAUUUCUUUCCAAGACUGUAUGACUCAGCUUUUUUUUGAACAUUUCUUUGGUGGUGCAGAAAUUUUGCUUCUUGUUGUCAUGGCCUAUGAUCGCUACGUGGCCAUCUGCAAACCCUUGCAUUAUCUGACCAUCAUGAACCAACGAGUGUGUGUUCUAUUAUUGGUGUUGGCCUGGGCUGGAGGUUUUGUGCAUGCUCUGUCUCAUAUUCUUUUUGUUUAUAACCUUCCAUUUUGUGGUCCCAAUGUCAUCGACCACUUCAUCUGUGACAUGUACCCCUUAUUAAACUUAGCCUGUACAGACACUUAUGUUAUUGGCCUCACAGUGGUGGCUAAUGAUGGGGCAAUUUGUGUGGUCAUCUUUUCACUCUUACUAAUCUCCUAUGUCGUCAUUCUGCACUCCAUGAAGAAGCUGAGUCAGGAAGGCAGGCGCAAGGCCUUAUCCACCUGUGGCUCCCACAUCACAGUGGUCAUCUUCUUCUUUGUUCCUUGCAUUUUUGGCUAUGUGAGGCCACCUUCUACUUUACCCAUUGAUAAAUGCUUGACCGUGUUUAACACUAUUAUCACCCCUAUGUUGAAUCCCCUCAUCUAUACUCUGAGAAAUACAGAUAUGAAAAAUGCUAUGAAAAAGCUUUUGGGUCUGAUA
Messenger RNA from Octodon degus (degu), 906 nucleotides. Its product is annotated as olfactory receptor 4A15-like. Gene Ontology annotation, biological process: G protein-coupled receptor signaling pathway. The transcript has 2 exons. Gene Ontology annotation, cellular component: membrane. The annotation marks the transcript as partial. The record is from RefSeq and is a predicted model, not a curated record. Gene Ontology annotation, molecular function: olfactory receptor activity; G protein-coupled receptor activity. NCBI's taxonomy places the organism in Eukaryota, Metazoa, Chordata, Mammalia, Rodentia, Octodontidae.